This is a messenger RNA of Athalia rosae (coleseed sawfly), 1768 nucleotides long. RefSeq names its product probable phospholipid hydroperoxide glutathione peroxidase. Bases 443 to 1264 code for a protein of 273 amino acids. Lineage: Eukaryota; Metazoa; Arthropoda; Insecta; Hymenoptera; Athaliidae. The record is from RefSeq and is a predicted model, not a curated record. The transcript has a single exon. Gene Ontology annotation, molecular function: glutathione peroxidase activity. Gene Ontology annotation, biological process: response to oxidative stress.
AUUAGUAGUGUAGAUAUCGAACGAUCAACUGUCGAAAUCUGCAAUCGAAUCAGCCCUCACAGGUGACAUCUGACAACAAGACGCCUACGCUGGUGAUAACUCUGACUCCAGCAAGGUUCGUGCUCGCUCGUAGGCAUGUCGUGUUGUGUACCGUCACAUGUAUCAUAUUAUUGUGUGACAACAUAUGCUCUAAGGUGACAAGAAUUGGAUGUAUCGAUGGGAAAAAAUGUCAAGAAUGGACGAGAAGUAUAAUGGAAAAAUUCGAGUGUUGCCAACCGACAGUUAUGUGGUUAUGGCUCACAAGUGAAAAGACGUACGACGUUGACUUCUACGAGAUUUGAAUUAUGCAAUUCAUCCAAGGACGAAUGGUGAGUAGGAUAUUACGUGCAUGCAUUCAUAUGCAAAUUGAUUUACAAGUCAAUCGUGCGAAUGGAAAUGAUGAAUGGUAAGUCCCAUUCUAUCUACAGUCAACGGUCCCAUCAUUAAAAGAGAUCAACGCAUGCGCCUCUUAUGCACACCCGUCUCACAAUCUUCAAUUGCGUUAGUCGCCUGCCCACCGUUACAUGUGAGUUGUCAAAAUCAAGAAGUCAUCAUGCGAUGCAACUUACCACGAUUCCUAUUAUCUCUGAUUAUCUCACUAUUUUUAUACGUUGACUUCAAUCACGUUGUCGCCGAGACAUCGACGUGCGUACGGAAUGAGGGUAACGAUGAAACAUGUGCCGGUUCCGACGAACUCAAAGGAUCACCGAUCAACAAUUUAUUCGAUCAGGUCAGAGAUUGGAAAAGCGCCAACUCGAUGUACGAUUUCAGCGCUAGGGAUAUAAAUGGACACGACGUUGAUUUUUCCGUUUACAAGGGCCAUGUAACCAUCGUCGUAAACGUCGCCAGUGAGUGCGGUUUGACGGAUAGCAAUUAUGCGCAGCUAGUAGAGCUGUACGAUAAGUACAAAGAUGAACAACUCAGAAUUCUCGCAUUCCCAUGCGAUCAAUUCUACGGACAAGAACCAGGCUCGUCGAAAGAUAUCGCAAAUUUUGCUAAGAAGUACAAAGUGGAGUUCGACAUGUUUGAAAAGAUCAAGGUCAACGGGCCAGACGCUCAUCCCUUCUGGAAGUGGCUCAAAGAAAAGCAGGGAGGAUUUCUUGGCAACGCGAUAAAGUGGAACUUUACCAAAUUCAUCAUUGACAAGAACGGACAACCAGUUGAUCGGUUUUCACCUACAACACCUCCGAACGACCUCGAGGCUACUCUGAAGAAACUUUUUUAAUUAUUCAGAUGCGAUUUUAAUAUGUAUAUAAUCGCAUUCGAGAUCGCAUUACUUGUAUCAGAGAUUUGGGGGGCACGGAACGGGGGAUUGAUCUACACGAAACGUCUUUUUUUAUUCGACACUCGAUGUUAAAGAUAUACAUGCCUUAUUUGUUUAUAAUAAUACAUUCAUUUAUAAUGAUGAUGAUGAUAAUAAUAAUAAUAAUAAUAAUAAUAAUAAUAAUAAUAAUAAUAAUGUAACUCUCUACGUGUAAUAUAUACAAUUGUUGGGUUAUCACUAUCAAAUAACAUGAAGAUAAAACAAUUUGAAGCUGCAUUCCGAACAUCCGACUUGGUACUCCCUGAAUGCUCUCUACAACAAAUCGGACGUUGCGCGACAACAGAAAUAAAUAAAUAUACGUAUGAUCGAUAUAUCUAUGGUAUGAUGUAAAGAUCGCUGGAUCCAAGUCCAAUAAAUUAACGCGACGCUGGGAAGACCAUCGCGGCGAAGGUCGUAAGGUUAUAA